Messenger RNA from Amphibalanus amphitrite, 1501 nucleotides. RefSeq names its product putative nuclease HARBI1. The record is from RefSeq and is a predicted model, not a curated record. The coding region runs from base 198 to 1283 and encodes 361 amino acids. Lineage: Eukaryota; Metazoa; Arthropoda; Thecostraca; Balanomorpha; Balanidae. The transcript has 2 exons.
UCAACUAACGAUUAAGUUUAGGUCCAUACAAGGGUCCAUAUGGCCUUGGGUCCUAGGGCUUUGGUAAGGUGUGCAAGGGAGUGCAGGCCAGAGAGAAGCCGAAUGAUAUCCCAGCUUUGUGUCUUGAGACGUUUGGUUUUUACGUAGCAUGUUAUUUGGAUAAAAAUAAUAAGUAUCUAGUACACAAGCCCUGGGUAAUGGAAUUGUUAGCAGUGCUCGAUCCCGACGCACGAGAUGUGUACGACAAUCCCCAGCGGCCUAUCCAGAGAGUUGGGAGAGUUUUCGAUCAGCCAGACCUUUACCUCAUCAAAAGGUAUCGAAUGCCAAGACACAUGCUACUUGAACUGACAUUACAAGUUCGUGAUAGUAUGGCAAGGAGCAGCCGAGGUCGUAACAUAUCACCAGAUGUGCAAGUGGCAUGCGCGCUGCGUGUCCUGGCGGAGGGCAAUUUUCAGCGUCCAUCCGGCGACACUGUGGACGUCAGUCAGCCCUCCGUCAGCCGCGUCCUCCAGCGGUUUUGUGAGGCUGUACUUGCUGCCUAUCCCAAUGUCAUUCAUUUCCCUGGAACUGAGCAAGAAAUCGCUGACACAGAGCGCCAGUUCAGGGACAAGUUUGGCCUCCCAAACGUGCUAGGCUGCGUGGACGGCACACAUGUUAACAUCAAGGCUCCCGUCGUGAAUGAACACCUCUACGUGAAUCGUCACCAGAGGCACAGCAUCAACGUGCAAGGAGUGUGCGACAGCAACAUGCUCAUCACAAACGUCGUCGCCAAGUUUCCGGGUGCCAGUCACGACGCUUUUGUUUUCGAACAAAGUGCACUGGGCCGAAUGCUGGCGUCAUCCCACGGCCGUCUGGGGUAUCUGCUAGGAGACAGCGGAUACCCACUUCGCUCCUGGCUGAUCGUCCCCUUCGACGAACGACAUCGAGAACGCAUGACGCCGGACAAGCAAGCCUUCAACAAGAAACACACACAGUGCCGUUCUGUUGUAGAACGGUGCUUCGGCAUACUGAAGGCGCGCUACAGGUGUUUGGAUCAGUCCGGCGGCGUCUUGCAGUAUGCGCCUGUGAAGGCAUGCCAGAUGGUGGUGACGUGCUGCAUCCUCCACAAUCUGUGUCUGCUGGCCAAUCUGCCAGAACCCGACGAGCGGCCACAACCAGAGGGAGAGCCCGAGCCGCCCCAGCCCGAGGUCGACCCGAACGCCGGGGAUGCCGACCGGGCGGCCCUGCUGCGACAGGGCUCCGCGCUGCGCGAUCGCCUGGUGGCGCUGGUUAACGGCCGGUAGAGGAGGAGGAAGAUCACGAGGCUUGACGACAUGCAGUGUGUUCGAGUGUCCGUGUGCUGCGCCCUGGCCCCUGCGCGUACAUGUUCUCUGAGCUGUUAUAGUUGAGAAUAUUGUGAAGCAAUGACAAAGUUAACGCUAUUGCUGUUGGCUAGCCGUGUUUCAAAAGUGAUUGACAUCUUGACAUGUGAUCUUAUAAAUUGAUUUAACCCUCCCCGGCA